Messenger RNA from Diatraea saccharalis (sugarcane borer), 1221 nucleotides. NCBI's taxonomy places the organism in Eukaryota, Metazoa, Arthropoda, Insecta, Lepidoptera, Crambidae. The record is from the annotation of a GenBank genome assembly.
AAUUUGUCGAUUGUGUACCUACAUGGCAUGUUUUUAAUUUUUUACAAUUUUUUUAGUGAAUUAUGAAGGAAAUAAUUUGAUUAAAAUAAUUAAAUUGCAAAAUGGCAUUUGUCAGUGCAGUGACUGGCGACGACUGUACGAAAAAAUUUAUGGAAGUUUUGCAAAAUGACUUCAAGACUUUAAGUUUGGAGACCAAGAAGAAAUAUCCUCAGAUAAGAGAGGCUUGCGAUGAAGCUAUAGAGAAGCUAUCUCUUGCAUCAAAUAAUCCACAAGCCUCCCUCUAUGGAGUUGUUAAUCAGAUAUUGUACCCUUUGGUGCAGGGGUGUGAAUCCAAAGAUCUUAAGAUUAUCAAGGUAAUCAUAUUUUUUUUCUAUAUAUCCAUUAACAUAAUUUUAUUUCCAAAGAAGACUUACUGUAUUACUUCAAUUACUUCUAUCCACUUGGUCUAUAAAACUAAUUUACAUGUUGUCACAUGUCACAUUAAGUACCAAAAAUCAUAUUUCUUCAAUCUAUUUUGAAUCAAAUUGUAAGCAUAGUAAGGUUAAAAAUCUAUUAUGGAACAUCAUUAUUUUUGGGUAGUACAAUGUAGAAUCUCCUCAUAAGAUGAAUUUUAAAAUAAAACAUUUUAGAGAUAUUCACAAAUAAAUCUUAAAUAAUCUUAUAAAACAUUUCAUUCUCACACAAUAGGGUAGGUUUGGUAGUAAAAAAUAAAGUCAUGAAAUUGCACAAAAACUAAAAUUGACCUAAUAAUAAAUAGUGAGAUUCUGAUUUUGAGUCUUAAAAUUGUAUGAUUAUCUUAAAACGAAAAGUCAGAAGUUUUUGUCUAGGUGACAUCUUUUAAUCUUGUACUCCAUUCAUCAGAUCAGACGUCAUAAAUAUGAGGGACAGCAUUUUCUGUAGUAUAAAAAAGUUUAAAUUUUGUUUUAAUUUGUAUUACAUCUCUAGUUCUGCCUGGGAACCAUCCAACGUUUGAUCGCUCAGCAAGGCAUCGACGCGAAGGGUGCGCGACAUGUUGUGGACUGUCUGUAUAACUUAGGCCAAGCUGGAGUAUUGGAACUGAAGUUACUACAAACAGCUGCUCUAUUGAUGACCACUUCAGACUUGGUGCAUGGUGAUACUUUGUCACGGGUAAAGAAAAACAAAUUACUUUAAGCAUGUUGCCACAAUUAAAAAAUAGGCUAUAUGAUUCAUCUUUUAGCAUAGCUCAUUAUAUGCUCUUAC